Gilbertella persicaria is the source of this 1263-nucleotide messenger RNA. Its product is annotated as Septin-domain-containing protein. Lineage: Eukaryota; Fungi; Mucoromycota; Mucoromycetes; Mucorales; Choanephoraceae. Gene Ontology annotation, cellular component: cell division site; septin complex; septin ring. Gene Ontology annotation, molecular function: molecular adaptor activity; GTP binding; GTPase activity. Bases 128 to 1216 code for a protein of 362 amino acids. Gene Ontology annotation, biological process: cytoskeleton-dependent cytokinesis. The record is from RefSeq and is a predicted model, not a curated record. The transcript is spliced from 9 exons.
CCACCCCCUUUUAUCUCCUUCUUUCUCUUGUUCCCUAUCUUUCUCCUUUUUUUUUCCUGUUCCUUAGACAAAGCAACAACUUUGACUUUUCUCUUUUUUCUUUUCUUUUUUUCCAAAGAAUUAUAUCAUGUCAUCUUCAUCGUUAAACGUUGAUCCUGUAGUCUCUUCGCAUCAAACUUCUUUGGAAGGAUAUGUCGGCUUUGACACAAUUACCCAACAAAUUGAAAAGAAAUUGUUAAAGAGAGGAUUUCAAUUCAAUGUGAUGGUUGUUGGUCAAUCCGGUUUGGGAAAAUCUACUCUUGUCAACACUAUCUUUGCUUCUCAUCUGAUUGAAAGCAAAGCACGUCUUUCUGCUGAUGAGCCACCUAGACAAACAACUGAAAUUCAAACUGUGUCUCACUUGAUUGAAGAAAACGGAGUACGUCUUAGACUAAAUAUUGUGGAUACCCCUGGUUAUGGAGACCAAGUCAAUAAUGAGAAUUGUUGGGAGCCCAUUAUUAAAUACAUCAAGGAUCAACAUUCUGCUUAUUUGCGUAAGGAAUUGACUGCUACCCGUGAUCGUUACAUUCAAGAUACCAGAGUUCAUUGUUGCCUGUUCUUUAUUGGUCCUACAGGACAUGCUUUAAAGCCUAUUGAUGUGGUUGUUCUUAAAAAAUUAUCUGAAGUAGUUAAUGUUGUACCUGUCAUUGCCAAAUCAGAUUCUCUUACUAUUGAAGAACGCCAGGCUUUUAAGCAAAGAAUUAAGGCAGAACUUGUUUUCCACAAUAUCAAGUUAUAUCCUUAUGAAAGUGACGAGGACGAUGAACAAGAACAAGCUUUGAAUGAAAGCAUUCGAGAGUUACUUCCCUUUGCCAUUGUUGGUUCUGAAAGAAAUGUAGUGAUUGAUGGAAGACCCGUCAGAGGAAGAAAGAAUAGAUAUGGUGUGAUUAAUGUUGAAAAUGAAGAACACUGUGAAUUUAUUUAUUUGCGCAAUUUCUUGACCCGUACUCAUCUUCAGGAUCUGAUUGAAACAACAGCUCAAAUUCAUUAUGAAGCCUUCCGUGCCAAACAACUUUUGGCUAUUAAAGAAUCGACUCAACCUGGUACCAAUCCUCUUGGAAGUGGUGUUCCUUCCAAUACUAGUCCUAAUAGUCUAGUCAGUAACUCACUUGCCAUUCCAGGCUCAGCUAUGGGAAGUCCUGCUCAAUCCACUAAAUCUGUUCCUGCCUUUGGCUAAUCAUAUCAUUAAUAAAUUUCCGUGUUUCCAUUUUUUUUUGCCCUGAA